Molecule: messenger RNA, 1627 nt
Organism: Gadus morhua (Atlantic cod)
Lineage: Eukaryota; Metazoa; Chordata; Actinopteri; Gadiformes; Gadidae
Product: interferon-inducible GTPase 5-like
Exons: 3
Coding region: 29-1234 (401 amino acids)
Cellular component (GO): membrane
Molecular function (GO): GTP binding
Source: RefSeq, a predicted model, not a curated record
AAAGCAUCGACAUCAACCAAGCAACAAAAUGAGUACCCUGGAAUCAAAAGUGUUUGAAGAUCUUGAAAAGGCCCUGGAAGACCUUGAUUUGGUCUCAGCUGUAUUGAUAAUCAAGUAUUUGGAAGAUAUAAAUAAUAUUUCACUGAAUAUUGCUGUCACAGGAGAGAGUGGAGUUGGAAAGUCCACCGUUGUUAAUGCCUUCAGGGGAAUAGACAACACAGAUGAGAGAGCGGCCCCUACUGGUGUGGAAACAACCAAACCUGAGCCUUACCCACAUCCAAUAUACCCCAAUGUUACAUUAUGGGAUCUCCCGGGAAUUGGGACCACCAAUUUCCCAGCUGAUCAGUACCUGGAGAGCUCUGGGUUUGAAAAUGUAGAUUUUUUUAUCAUUGUAUCAGCUGGUCGCUUCAGAGAGAAUGAUGCCAAGCUGGCUCAGGAGAUCAAGAAAAUGGGCAAGAAGUUCUACUUUGUUCGCUCUAAGAUUGACAACAACCUAAGUGAUGCAAAAAGGGGCCAGAGGGAGUACGAUGAAGAAAGGACACUUCAGGAAAUCAGGGAAAACUGCAUUCAUGAACUUGAACAACAAGGUGUGGCGUCUCCUCAGGUCUUCCUGGUGUCUGGUUUUGAUCUCCAUUUGUACGACUUCCCCGCCCUCCAGGACACCAUGGAGAGAGAGCUUCCUUCACACAAGAGAGAUGUUUUGAACUGGGGCAUUCCUAAAGUCUGCAAAAGCAUCAUUAACAAGAAGAAAGAGGUUUUCAGUUCACAAAUUUGGUACUAUGCUUUAACUUCUGCAGCUGUAGCAGCUGUACCUAUCCCAGGGCUUUCCUUCGCUGCAGAUGUAGGGAUGCUGGUCAGUGUUCUUACAAACUAUUUGAAUGGAUUUGGUCUGGAUGAGGAGUCCCUAGCGAAACUUUCCAGUGAUACAAAUACACCUUUAGAUGAUCUAAGGGCAGAAAUGAAAUGUUUUUGUUCUGGACAGAAUGUCACUAUAGAGCUUGUUUCGUUAAUUCUGCAUUCUCUACCACUGCUUACGGGGGAGGCAGCAAAGGAAGGUUCUAGAUGGAUUCCUUUUCUUGGAAUCCCAAUAGCGGCUUCAAUUUCAUACACUUUCAUCACCAGCUUUUUGACUUCUACUCUUGACAGCCUAUCUGUAGACGCAGAAAGUGUUCUGAUAAAGGCAUUGGACAUUAGCGCCUUAACAGGUUAUUCUGUAGCCGUUAGCAAUGAGUAACAAUGAACACUUAAACAAAAAUAAAGAAUGUUUAAAAUCGCAAUAGGGAAAUAAGUAAUUAAAUAGUAAGUAAUAGUAAGUGUGUUUGUUAAUGUCUGUUGAGUUUAUUUGAAUUACUGGUGAAACAUGACGCUGGGAAAUUGAUUGAUUCAAUAUUGGUUUUAAUGGCCGUGCUAUGACCAGGCCGGUUUAAUCCACAGCCGGGACACUAUGAAUACCAUUUUUUUCAUUUUAUGCCUAGAGAUUACAACUUUACAUUAUUGCAUUGUACUUACAAUAGCAUAUUACUCUGUCUUUCUCUUUCAUCUCAUCAACAAUAUAUCAUAUUACGAGGAAAUUACAUGUUGUAUAUAAUGGGAUAUAAAAAAUUAAAAAUAAUUUGUUUAAUGCCAA